Cladophialophora psammophila CBS 110553 is the source of this 420-nucleotide messenger RNA. RefSeq lists its product as uncharacterized. The coding region runs from base 1 to 420 and encodes 139 amino acids. The transcript has a single exon. NCBI's taxonomy places the organism in Eukaryota, Fungi, Ascomycota, Eurotiomycetes, Chaetothyriales, Herpotrichiellaceae. The record is from RefSeq and is a predicted model, not a curated record.
AUGGACGCCAGCAGUGUUCCGGAGCCGGCUCCAGCCAAGUCACUUGCGGAACGUGUUGCGUACGCAAAUCCACCGAAACGCUCCGGAAAGUCAGAACCACUGACAAAGACCAGCGCCAACCCAAAAGCCCAACCGAAGUCAGCUACCGCAACAAAAAAGGUGACCGGAAAGGAUGGCACAAAGGGGAGAUCGGCCGGCAAACCCGGCAAGCCAAAGCGUGGACGAAACCCUCGAGCCAAACCCAAGACCGCCGAAGAACUCGACGCCGAAAUGACCGACUAUUGGGGAGGUAAUAACCCCUCCGCAGUGGGCACGACCGCUGAAGCUGCAGCCACCAACGGUAUUGCUCCCGCGGCCAAUACCAGCGAUGAUAUGGGCAUGGAGGAGAUUUCAGUAAGCGACGUCGAAUUCAUCUACUGA